GAGAGAGAGAGAGAGAGAGAGAGAGAGAGAGAGAGAGAGAGAGAGAGAGAGAGAGAGAGAGAGAGAGCGAUGAACAAGGAAUGUGCCACUAAUAAGAAGCCGAAGCGUCGUUGAGGACGCAAGAGAGGAGGGCAAAAGAAGGAACGGCUGAAGAAAAACGACCAGAAAUGCGUUAAAAAGUAUCGAAGGGGGGACAAAAGGGGCAAUACACAGCCAACACGUGAAUGGAAGGAUUAUAAUCCACCGUUGGAGGGAUUCUGACGCUCCCCAUGAGGAGAUUUGAACCAUGCAUGGACUGCUGCUGCUUCUGAGUUUGGCGUUGAGUUUCCACAGAGUGCGGACGGCGCGGUUCUCUCAGGAGCCUGCAGACCAGUCAGUGGUUCUGGGCCAGAGGGUGGUCCUGUCCUGCGUGGUCUUCAACUAUUCGGGCAUUGUGCAGUGGACCAAGGAUGGGCUGGCCUUAGGCAUCGGAGAAGACCUCCGGGCCUGGCCCCGGUAUCGUGUGUUAAGGCUGGUGGAUGUUGGGCAGUAUAAUCUGGAGAUCUCGGCCGCUGAACUCUCAGAUGACUCUCUCUACGAGUGCCAGGCGACGGAGGCUGCGCUGCGCUCACGACGGGCCAAACUCACCGUCCUCAUUCCUCCAGAUGAGCCGGUGAUUGAGGGGUCCCCGGAGAUCCUACUCACAGCAGGGGUCCCCUAUAACAUGAGCUGUGUGUCCCGUGGAGCCAAACCUGCCUCCGUCAUAGAGUGGCAGAAAGACGGCCUGCCGAUUGAAGGGACUGUCAGCACCACGGAGGUGCUUCAAGACAGGAAACGCGUGACCACACGCAGCUUCCUGCCCAUUCUACCAGUGGAUACAGACACUGGGAAGAACUUCACCUGUGUGGCUACUAACCUGGCCGUGCCGAUGGGCAAACGGACCACUAUCACCCUCAACGUACACCACCCUCCAGUGGUGACGUUAUCCAUUGAGCCUCGCUCCGUAUUGGAAGGAGAGAGAGUGACCUUCACCUGCCAAGCCACUGCCAACCCACCUAUUAUGGGUUAUAAGUGGGCAAAGGGAGGUGUGGUCAUACAGGGGGCGAGAGAGAGUGUUUUUUUCACCAAGGCGGAUCACUCUUUCUUCACCGAGCCUGUGUCCUGCCAGGUGUUCAAUGCCGUGGGCAGCACAAACGUCAGUAUACUCGUCGAUGUCCACUGUGAGUAUCAGCUUUGGGAAUUCAGCGUGUGGAGCGCACAACCGAGAAAAUCUUAAUGUGAAAUUUAGUAUGUGAAAGCAGAUCGCCAAAUAAUUCAAUCGACUAAUAAUUAAAGAUGUUUGUGUACACUGUGUGUCUGUAUUGUGCAAUG
Molecule: messenger RNA, 1350 nt
Organism: Pimephales promelas (fathead minnow)
Lineage: Eukaryota; Metazoa; Chordata; Actinopteri; Cypriniformes; Leuciscidae
Source: RefSeq, a predicted model, not a curated record